Gallus gallus (chicken) is the source of this 789-nucleotide messenger RNA. RefSeq lists its product as uncharacterized. Lineage: Eukaryota; Metazoa; Chordata; Aves; Galliformes; Phasianidae. The transcript is spliced from 2 exons. The record is from RefSeq and is a predicted model, not a curated record. Bases 126 to 728 code for a protein of 200 amino acids.
CUGCUCCUCGCUGCAGCUCCCGGCGUCCUUGGGACAGGUAUGGCCUUUCGUCCGCCCCGUGAGGCGGGGGCAGGAAGCACUCAUCGCCCGCACUGCUCCUGGGCCGCGUCCCCCGGGUGCUCCCGAUGUCCCCGGGUGGAGCCGUGCCGGUCGGGGCCGGGGGACGGCGGACUGCGCUGGGGGCGACGGUCGGGCAGAAGCCGGUCCUGGGCAGCACGUGGGGUGGGAAGAACGGGGGGAACGGGAGCCGGGCCGGGGCUGCCCCCUCCUGCAUCAGCUCACACAGGCGCUGUGACCCCGGCCCCGCUGCUCCCACUGCAGCCUCAUUGCAGAACCUGCACCUGUGUGAGGGCUACGUGGGCCCUGACGGCCGCUACCACCCCGGCUUCUGCUGCCCGCGCCUGACGGACCCGGCCACGCACCGCUACUGCUGCCGGCCCGGCCCGCACGUCCUCAAGGGCUGCUGCUCGCGGCUGGGCGUGGAGGUGCUCACCGGGCUCAACAUCAGCGGGCUGCCCGCGCCCGGCCUGCUGCGACAUCCCCUGGCGCUGCCCUUCGUGGGGCUCUACGGGCUGCUCGUGCUGAUCCUCGUGGCCCUCGACCUCGCCCACUUCUACCGCACCCAGCGCUGCGCCCUCGGCCGCCGCCUGCUCCGCGCCCCGUGCCUGCCCUGCCGCUCCCCCAGCUCCGCAGCCCCGGCACCACGCGCUGCCGGCGGGGGGGCGUAGGGUCCCGGUGCCCUCUGCGGGCUGGGGGAGGGCAGAAAAGGGGCACGGGGACGGAGGGGGG